CCGCGCCACAGCAACGUCAAUCGUAACUGUGCAUACAAAAUUAAAGGUGAGACAUUGAGUGACGAGACAAUAACCAAGGGUUGUCUCAGGAACUUUCUACUGCAAAAACCUUCGGUAUGCCGCUCAGCGGCCAGUCAGAAGAUGCCACGGGUGGUGAUGAGCCUCCCAGGAAGAGAGCGAGAACGACAGGUGCUCUUGAGGAAGGGUCUACUCUCAGUUCUUUACGCGCUUCAAUCUCACCUCCGAGGCCAAGGAUUACUCAAAGUCGGGAAAGUUCCAAUGGCACGCCUCGUCAGGAUGAGCCUGAAAUUGCCCCUGGUUCACUUAUAUCAUCGCCCUUCCAGUUGACGAGGAUCAGAGAUUCUCCGGGCUCGCUGAACAAUGGCAGCGUCUCAUUGGGGACGAUAGUUUGUGACCCCAUGAUACGUGAAAUGUGGCAGUUCAACUAUAUGCAUGACCUGGACUUUCUGAUGAGCAAUAUGGACCCGGAUACGAAGGAUAUGGUGAAAAUCCAUGUUGUCCACGGGUAUUGGAAGAAGGAGUCUGGUCUUCACAUGAAGAGCCAAGCACUGCAAUAUCCCAAUGUUCAUCUUCGCUGUGCAUAUAUGCCAGAGAUAUUUGGUACUCACCAUACCAAGAUGAUGGUUUUACUCCGGCAUGAUGACCAAGCCCAAAUAAUCAUUCACACAGCCAACAUGAUCCCUCAGGACUGGGCCAACCUGAGCCAAGCUGCAUGGACAAGCCCUCUUCUACCCCUACUUCCUGCGGAGAAAUUGGCAGAUCAAGCUCUGGCUCGAGGCUCAAACACGGCUUCAUACGGGUCUGGCCUAAGAUUCAAGCUGGACUUCUUGGGUUAUCUGAAAGCGUAUGAUAGCCGCCGUACAAUUUGCAGGCCCCUGAUAGAAGAGUUAUUGAAGUACGAUUUCUCUUCCAUCCGCGGCGCCCUUGUUGGGCACGUUCCAGGCCGUCAUCAUGUGGAGAGCGACAACCCAACUCUCUUUGGCUGGUCAGCAAUACGCGCGAUACUGAAUACCAUUCCCGCCCAUAAUGGCGACAAACCCGAAGUCGUUGCCCAAGUCUCCUCCAUUGCCACUCUCGGCGUCACCGACCAGUGGCUCCAGAAAACGCUGUUCGCAGCCCUCGCCGCAUCAUCGAAUAGCCAGAGCAAAACUCCCAAGCUCGGCAUUGUCUUUCCCACCCCAGAUGAAAUCAGGAAGUCACUUGAUGGCUACAAUUCCGGUGGCUCGAUCCACGUUAAAAUACAGACAGCCGCGCAGGCAAAGCAGCUCCAGUACCUCAAACCCCUCUUCUACCACUGGUCGGGUGAAAACCGCCCUGUGGCACCGCCAUCCACCUCGGCCGCGGCACCCAGUACAGUAGCUAGCACAGUGCGAGAAGCUUGGCAGAACCGCGCGGGGCCCAGUACAGUGGCUAGCACACCCAGUACAGUAGCUAACACAGUGCGAGAAGCUGGGCGGAAUCGUGCGGCACCCCAUAUCAAAACCUAUAUCCGGUUCGCCGAUGAAGCUAAAACGCGCAUCGACUGGGCGCUUGUUACAUCCGCGAACCUGUCGAAGCAGGCGUGGGGCGAGGGGCUUAACGCGGCUGGCGAUGUGAGGAUUUGUAGCUACGAGUUAGGCGUGCUGGUGUCACCGAGCAUGUACGCGGAGGAUGCGGUAAUGGUGCCUACAUUUCAAACGGAUGUGCCAAAGGAAGCGGUGGAUGGGAAGAUAACUAUUGGGUUCAGGAUGCCUUAUGAUUUGCCGCUUGUUAGAUACGGCGCGGAUGAAGAACCUUGGUGUGCUACGAAGGCAUAUGAGGAGCUGGACUGGAUGGGAAGGUCGUAUGGGGUGUAGGGGGUUGGGGUUUCAGGAGUUGCUGGUGCGGUUUGGGCUGGACUUAGAUACCACGGAUACAGAUUAUAGAGCUGAAGGGCUGCAGCUGGAGCAUAUAAUACCACGCUCUCGACACUUCUCAC
Pseudogymnoascus verrucosus is the source of this 1978-nucleotide messenger RNA. RefSeq lists its product as uncharacterized. The transcript has 3 exons. The record is from RefSeq and is a predicted model, not a curated record. Bases 117 to 1856 code for a protein of 579 amino acids. Gene Ontology annotation, biological process: double-strand break repair; single strand break repair. Gene Ontology annotation, cellular component: nucleus. NCBI's taxonomy places the organism in Eukaryota, Fungi, Ascomycota, Leotiomycetes, Thelebolales, Thelebolaceae. Gene Ontology annotation, molecular function: double-stranded DNA binding; single-stranded DNA binding; 3'-tyrosyl-DNA phosphodiesterase activity.